AUGGAGAUGGAAGUGAAGUUCCGACUCCCAAACAAGUCCUCCCACCAGAAGCUCCUCUCUGUACUCUCUCCAUUCUACAUUACGACUCGCCACCAACACAACGAGUUCCUUGAUGGCUCAGCUUACGAGCUGAGCUCGCAGCGAGCUGUGCUCCUUCUCCGCUUGUACGAGCAAACUCGCGUACCUGAAUGCAUCGUUUGCCUCAAGGCCAAACCCGUGCUCGCUGAUGGCGUCAGCUGUAUGGAGAUGGAGUAUGAGGAUUUGGACCCUGCAAUCUUUAAGGCAUGUUUGGAUGAUCCCCAGAAACUAAUGCAAGUGGAUUUGAGGGUUGUGAGGAGGGUAAAAGAGGAGUUCGGGGUUAAGAGAUUUGUGGGGUUAGGAGGGUUUAGGAACGUGAGAAAGGUGCAUAAGUGGAAAGGGGUGAAAUUGGACGUGGAUGAGGCUAAAUACGAGUUUGGAGAAAUGUAUGAGGUGGAGUGCGAGACUUUAGAGCCUGAGAGAGUGAAGAAGAUGUUGGAAGAAUUCUUCAAGGAAAAUGGAAUUGAAUACUCUUAUUCGGUUAUGUCCAAGUUUGCAGUUUUCCGAGCCGGAAAGUUGCCUUCUUCCUAA
Sesamum indicum (sesame) is the source of this 609-nucleotide messenger RNA. Its product is annotated as triphosphate tunnel metalloenzyme 3. Lineage: Eukaryota; Viridiplantae; Streptophyta; Magnoliopsida; Lamiales; Pedaliaceae. The record is from RefSeq and is a predicted model, not a curated record.